Verticillium nonalfalfae is the source of this 4401-nucleotide messenger RNA. RefSeq lists its product as uncharacterized. The transcript is spliced from 4 exons. The coding region runs from base 1 to 4401 and encodes 1466 amino acids. Gene Ontology annotation, molecular function: protein binding. Lineage: Eukaryota; Fungi; Ascomycota; Sordariomycetes; Glomerellales; Plectosphaerellaceae. The record is from RefSeq and is a predicted model, not a curated record.
AUGCCUCUUCCUUCGAGUUUCGCCUCCGCCGCUGCAGGCCAAAAUGCCAACCGUGACGCGAGAGCCGGUCGUGGUGAUGGACGUGGAGGUGCCGGAGGUGACUGGGCCAGAAGCGGUGGCAGACCCAACGGCACCCUCACCUUCCGCCGAUCCUCGACGACGCCAGGACAGACCUCCCACAGCGCGACGCCCUCCGAUCAAGCCUUUCCUCAGACGCCCCUGGAGCCCACGACGCCCUCGGUCGCUGGCGUAGCGAGCUACGAUUUCGCCUCACAACCAGCCCAGUACGCGAAGCAGUCCAUUCUCAACCUUUUCCAAGACGCCGCCACCCAGCAAGAGUCUUCCGAAGUCCUCGAACCUGGAUGGGCCCCUGGCCAUGCGAACGGUAACUCGUCACGUGGCUGGGGCAAGACCGGCCACACCCACGCCAACCAGGAUCCGAAUUCGUGUUGGCUUCCCGCCGCUUCGAACGGUCCCAACUCUUCGCGUCAUCUGUCUGCUGAGGAGAAGGAGGCCUUUGCGUCCGACGUCAACUCCCCCCUGAAACCACCGAACCAGCAACAGAAGGAAGGCGCGCAGCAAGGCGGCACCAACGGCCGGAAAACAUCCGUCUCGCAUGGGAGUGGCGGUCCUGGCUUCGGCGUUGCGUCGCCGACCUCCGCUUCUCGUCCGAGCACCCGCCGGCGCGAGACAACCGACUCGAAUCCUUUUGCUUCUGGAGGCGUCUCGUCCCCGGCCACGGCACGGUUUAACCGCGACGACAGCGGCUUCCUGUUUGGGCGCAAGGGAGGCGAGGCCAAGGACCAGGACCUGAGUGAAGAAGAAGGUGGCGCCCCUCCCAGUCGUGGAACACCCCAAGGCCGAGGUGGAUUCGGAGGCCUGAUGCGUAGCAACACAGCGGGAACUCCGAUUGCCGGCACCAACAUCAGUUCUCUGUGGGGCCAGUCCAACCCGCCGCCGCCGUCUUCGGGCAUGGGAAACUUUGGCCAGUUUGCCCUCCCGACGCCCACCGCGCUCGGGGGUAGCGUUCGUGGCGGCAGCCGCUUCGCGAAUCUGAUUCCUGGAAAAGAAGGCGCCGAGGAUGCGGGUGGCGCCAAGCAGGCCGAGACCCCUGGCGGCACCGCCGAUCGAUCGUGGCGCUCGCGCCCUCGGACUGAUACCGACCCCUUCGGCGACGACAGCCUCUCCGGCAGCGCUGCCCUCGGAGGGGCCAAGGAUACGAGUCCGCCCCCGAUGCCCAACCCCGCGACGAGCAACAUGGGAGUCUUCGAGACACCCGUCAAGGGCUCCACCAGCGACUUUGGCAUGUCGGGACUGAACCUGGGGCAGCACGGCGAACACGACCAGGGACCCGUCAGCCCGUCCGAGACCAACCCGUACCGGAGCCCGCCCGCCGAGCGAGGUGAGGACCACGACGAGAGCGACAAGCGCCACGGUGCCGGCAUCGGUGCUGAGCAGCCUUCCAACUUUAGCACCCUGUCUCGUGGCUUCCCCGCCCACCCAUUCGCCGACGGCAGCGACCGCAGUCAGACGUCAAGCGCUGGCCCCAAACCCUACCCUUCGCUGUCUAACCUCACUGGCUGGCCCGCCCCGAACCCCGUCGGCACGCCCGAUCGUGAACGUCAGGGUUUCCCCGGCGCCGCUUUCGGCAACUCGCUUUUCAACCCCAUGGGCGGCGAGCUCCAGUCUCCCGGCCUGUCCAGCAUUGGUGGUGGUGUCUUCGGCCCCCCGAGCGCCGGCGGCAUCGGCGCCACCGGCUCUCUCGGCCGCAGCAAGCUUGGCUCCCUCUUCCCUGCUGCGAUGCAGGCGCAGAUGCAGGGCCACGAGCAGCACGAGAACCUGAGCGACUCCCUUCCUGAUCUCCGCCAGAGCAACCCUCUUGGUGCGAUUGGCAGAAACAACUUUGCGCCCCAUCGCGAGACCGAGAGCCCCAUGCGCACCGGCCGCGGCGUCUUUGAGGAUCUGUUUCCCUCGUCCGCCGACAGCCGUGCCCACAACAACGUGUUUGGCACUCCUGGCGAGAUGCCCGGCGGCCCUCUCGGCGGUGGCCCGCAGUCGUACACCCCGAUCAACACGUCCACCUCGGACCUACCGUCUAACCAGCAGCGCCAGAUGGUCAUGCCUGAUCGUAUGAGAUGGGUGUACCUCGACCCUCAAGGUCAAAUCCAGGGUCCCUUCACCGGCCUCGAGAUGAACGACUGGUACAAGGCCAACUUCUUCACGCCGGACCUGCGCGUCAAGAAGGUCGAGGACUCUGAUUUCGAGCCCCUUGGCCAGCUGAUCCGGCGCAUCGGCAACUCCCGCGAGCCGUUCCUCGUCCCCCAGAUUGGUGUUCCUCACGGCCCCCCUUCCGCCAACGGUCCCUUCUCGCCUGCCACUCCCGGUGGCGUCGUCCCUCCCCUCAGCGGCCUUUUCCCCAGCUUUGGCCGUACCCUCACCGCCGAAGAGCAGAACAACCUCGAGCGUCGCAAGCAGGAGGAGCAGUUCGCCAUGGCCCAGCAACGCGAGGUCAUGAUGCGUCAGCAGGCCAUCACCAGGAUUCAGCCAGGUGGUAUUCAGGGCUCCCUGCACCACCAUUCCAGCGCUCACAGUCUGCAGAGCCAACCUAGCUUCGGCAGCAUCGCCUCCCCCAUCGGGGCUCCCCUCCAGCAGCCACCGACCAGCAACAUGGCUCCCGGGUCUGGAUACUACGACGGCGCCUCGCAGCAGCAGCAGCAGCAGCCUCAGCAGCAACAGGGAAACGGACAGGGCCCGGUCGGGGCCGGACAAGACCCCUUUCGUGAGGACGACAUGCCGACCGUGAACGCCAACCAUAGCAAUGCCCAGAGCCAGGGCAGCUUCUUCCCCCCUCAGCCGCCCAUUGGUGGUGCGCAGGGAAACGACAACCAUGUGCGCGCCAACCUGCCGGGCACCGAGCAGCUCGCAGAGGACGACGAGGGUUUUCGUGAGCGCUUGAAAGAGUUUGAAGGCCUCCGUGCCGCACGCGACGCUGCGGAGCAGAAGGCCGCGGCGCAGGCCGACAUUCCCCAGCAGAGCAUCGAGGAGGACCACGCUGCUGUCGUUGAGCAGUCUUCCCACCGCAAGCUGACCGAGCAGGAAAUGGACGAGGGCCAGCUCCUCUCGCUGACGCAGCAAGUUCAGAAGGCUCAGGCGGCCGCUGCCAAGUCGGCGACCUCUGGCCUGCCCAUGCCGUUCCCGCCGCCCAUCCCGCAGUCCGGCACGCCCCUCCCCGCUCCCACGGCGCAGAGGGUGCGGUCGGGCCUCCCCGAGCAGUACAGCCGCUCGCAGACCGGCACGCCUGACACGUCUUCUGUGACCGAGCCUCCUCCCCUCGCGCCCUGGGCCAAGGAGGCCACGCCCGCCGAGCGCAAGGGCCCCAGCCUCAAGGAGAUCCAGGAGAUGGAGGCGCGCACUGCUGCCAAGGCCGAGGAGGCCGCCGCCGCCGCCCGCAAGCAGGCUCUCGAGAUGGAGGCCGCUUCACUCCGCGAGCGCGAGAAGGCCACAGCCAUUGCCACGGGCCUGCCGACCACGAGCACCUGGGGCAACGGUUCGCCCGUGGCUGCCGCCAGCCCGUGGACCAAGCCCGGCCCGGUCAAGGCGGCGCCCGGCAUCAACCUGACGGCCAAGCAGAAGACGCUGGCCGACAUUCAGCGCGAGGAGGAGGCACGCAAGGAGAAGGCGCGUGCGGCCGCCGUGCAGUCGGGGGCUGUGUCGGCCGCCGGCAAGCGCUACGCCGACCUCGCGCUCCGCACCGGUGGCGGCAACCCGCCGGGUCUCGCGCAGCAGGGUGCUCCUGCUGCUGCCGCCGGCGCCGCCGUCGGCCCCGGCUGGGCGACCGUCGGUGCCGGCGGCAAGGUCAAGACGCCGGGCGGCGUGGCUGUCGCGCAGUCGCCGGUGCGCUCGGUCAGCACGACCAACGUCAAGCCCGUGUCGUCGACGCCCAAGCCCGUGGUCACGCGGCCCGUCGCCAGCAGCGUCAGUGUGGCCGCCGCUGGCAAGACGGACGUGGCCAUGGACGAGUUCAACAAGUGGCUCCACCGGGAGCUCACGCGGGGCGGCAUCCACGGCGUGGACAUCGACACAUUUGCCGCCAUGCUCAUGAUCCUGCCGGCGGAGACGUCGGUGAUUGCGGACGCCAUCUACGCGAACAGCAAAACUAUGAAUGGCGCUCACUUUGCGGAGGAGUUUGUGCGGCGCAAGAGGCGGGCCGACCAGGGCAUCGUCGAGAAGCAGCCGACGUCGGCGGGCGGCGAGAGCAAGACGGCGGCGUCGAGCAGCGGGUGGAGCGAGGUCGCCAAGAAGAGCGGCGCCAAGGAGGCGGGCGCUCCGACGGCCGAGACGAACAUGCAGGGUGCCGCGUUCAAGGUUGUGUCGGGACGCAAGAAGGGGUCGAAGAAAUGA